This is a messenger RNA of Eucalyptus grandis, 1899 nucleotides long. RefSeq lists its product as uncharacterized. The coding region runs from base 1 to 1899 and encodes 632 amino acids. The record is from RefSeq and is a predicted model, not a curated record. The transcript has a single exon. Lineage: Eukaryota; Viridiplantae; Streptophyta; Magnoliopsida; Myrtales; Myrtaceae.
AUGAUGCUCUUCUGGUCAGCUUACUUGGGUGCCGACUUGGUAGCUAAUUAUGCCUUUGGACUCAUUUCCAGAGCCCAAUUCACUGGUGGUACUCCAGACUCCGAGGCUGAUGCAUAUGGUGACCUUUUGGCAUUUUGGGCUCCAUUUCUUCUGCUACAUCUUGGGGGACCAGACACCAUAACCGCUUUCGCACUCGAGGAUAAUGAGCUGUGGUGUAGGCACUUGCUUAAUCUAUUAUUCCAGCUAGGAGCCGCAAGCUAUGUAUUUUAUCAAUCCUUCCCCAGUAGCAAGCUCGUUGUCCCAACCAUCCUCAUGUUUAUUGGUGGAACCAUUAAAUACAUAGAGCGAACCCGUGCUCUGCAUCUCGCCAGCUUCAGAAAAUUUCGGGACUCCGUGCUCCCACCUGCUGAUGCUGGGCCAAACUAUGCCAAGCUCGUGGAAGAACACGUUACCACCAAGAUAUUGGCCAUGGUGCCAGAAUCCAAAUUUCAAUCGGUACCUGUUGAAGAGGAAGAUAGAAAAGAUUUGGACGACAAAGCAGUUAUUAAAAGGGCGUUCUUUUACUUCACAACUUUCAAAGGCCUCCUUGUGGAUCUCAUCUUCAGCUUCCGUGAACGUGACAACAGCAACCGAUUUUUCAGGAGCAGAAACGCAAAGGAUGCUUUUCGGGUCAUUGAGGCUGAGCUCAACUUCUUUUAUGAUGUUCUCUAUACCAAGGCUGCCAUUGUUCAUUGUCCAACAGGGUACAUUUUCCGAGCUAUCUCAAUUGGGUCCAUUGUUUCUGCUUUUGCGAGUUUCUAUGUCCUGAGCAAGCAUGGUUUUCACGAAUAUGAUAUACGGAUUACAUACACCUUGCUCCUUGGAGCUAUUGGCCUGGAAUUUGUAGCCCUCAGUAGGCUCAUUUGCUCUGACUGGACAAUUGCAAAUAUAGCAACAUCUGAGAGCAUCUUCAUUAAGUUCCUCCUCAAAUUCAAAUCUGAAAGUUCACCAUUUGCAUUGCAUAUACUACAUGGUAGAUGGUCUAAAUCUAUCUUCCAGUACAAUUUUUUAGAUUCUCGGCUGACAAAGUGGCCAAAAUGGAUAGAGAAAUCCCUUGGUCUCGUACCUCUGGAGGAAUGGUUUGAUGACUUGAAGCCCAGACGGAAAAAAAAAUACAGUGAAGAAUUAGUUGAACUGAUUUUUGAAGAGCUGAAGCAGAAGGCAUCUAUGGGAAGCACAAAUCUCACAAAUGAGAUUUGUGCUUCCCGAGGUAAAUGGGCUCUGGAGCAUUAUAAAACAGAGCAAAAUUACAAAAAGUUGCUUCCAUUCGUCUGUGAUGUUGAUUAUGGAAAGAGCCUUUUACUAUGGCACAUCGCCACCGAACUGUGUUACAACACUGAUAAUAAUAAAAGCGCAAAUAACCGCCGUGAAAGUAGUAAGCUCUUCUCAGAAUACAUGCUUCAUCUUAUGAUCAAACAGCCUAAUAUGAUGUCUGCAAUAGUUGGGAUUGGCCAUAUAAGAUUUCGAGACACUUGCGCUGAGGCAGACAGGUUCUUCGACGAAAAUAUAUUGCAUAAGAGGAAAACCAGCAAAGCACAGGCCUGCCGAAUUCUACUUGCUGUUCCUACAGAAUUGAAUCCAGCUGUAGUGAAAGGAGACAGAAGCAAAUCUGCGUUGUUUGAUGCGUGUAUUCUCGCUAAAGAAUUGGAGAAAUUUCAGGACGUGAAGUGGGACAUCGUGAGUAAAGUUUGGGUCGAAUUGCUGGCGUAUGCUGCAAUUCAUUGCCAACCGUUCAUGCAUGCUCAACAACUUAGUAAAGGGGGAGAACUUCUCAGCUUGGUUUGGUUAUUGAUGGUACAGCUUGGCUUGAGCGAACAAUUCCAAAUAGAAGAUGGUCACCUUUCAGCUAAGUUGUACUGA